Fomitiporia mediterranea MF3/22 is the source of this 1495-nucleotide messenger RNA. RefSeq lists its product as uncharacterized. The transcript is spliced from 6 exons. The record is from RefSeq and is a predicted model, not a curated record. Gene Ontology annotation, cellular component: endoplasmic reticulum membrane. Gene Ontology annotation, biological process: CAAX-box protein processing. Lineage: Eukaryota; Fungi; Basidiomycota; Agaricomycetes; Hymenochaetales; Hymenochaetaceae. Gene Ontology annotation, molecular function: metalloendopeptidase activity. Bases 7 to 1416 code for a protein of 469 amino acids.
ACGACAAUGGACAUACUGCACUCUCAGCUGAACGAACUGCAAAAGCACCUUGCAUGGGUGUCUACAGAGCCACUGAACUGGAAAUUAUACGUUCAGAUCUUCUCCUGGGGAGUCUAUCUUUUCGAGUCGUACCUCACCUUGCGCCAAUACCCACUCUACUCAAAGACAGAACCUCCUAAAGAGCUCGCAGCACAUAUCGAUGCUGAGACAUUUAAGAAGUCACAGAGCUAUGGACGCGACAAGGCGCGCUUUGGGAUCUUCUCUGGUUUCGUUCACCAGGUGCUAGAAUCGUCUAUGUUGCAUUACGGCGUCUAUGCCUGGGCUUGGGACCUUGCAGGCCGUACUAUCUCGCGUUUUGGGUAUGGCACAGACUACGAGAUUCUCCAAUCGAACGUUUUCGUUGGCAUAUUAUACCUGAUCUCCACUGUUCCAACUCUACCUCUAUCCAUAUAUCAGACGUUCGUCUUAGAGGAGAGGCACGGAUUCAACAAGACAACGCCCAAGUUGUUUGUGACCGACCUGGUGAAGGGCUGGCUCCUCAUGCUCGCCAUCGGCGCACCCUUCCUGUCCAUAUUUAUUCGUAUUUUUGAAUGGGCAGGUGAUCGAUUUGUACCAUGGCUCAUGGGAUUCCUCCUCGCCUUCCAGCUUUCGAUGGUCGUCCUAUACCCGACCGUCAUCCAACCACUCUUCAACAAGCUAUCGCCUCUCAAGGAAGGUGACUUACGCACUCGAAUCGAAGCUCUGGCUACACGGCUCAAGUUCCCGCUGAAGCACCUAUAUGAGAUCGAUGGUUCCAAACGUAGUUCGCACAGCAACGCAUAUUUCUUCGGACUGCCAUGGAGUAAGCACAUCGUCAUCUUCGAUACACUCAUCUCCGAAAGCACAUCUGAAGAAGUCGAAGCAGUCCUCGCACACGAACUAGGCCACUGGUUCUUUGCACACCCAACCAAACUCCUCUUCAUCUCUCAAUUCCACAUAUUCUCUAUCCUUGCUCUCUUCCCAGCCUUCUUACACGCCCCACCUGUUCUCCGCGCGUUCGACUUCCCUCCAGCAGUGGCCAAGAACCCUCCAACGAUCGUCGCUUUCCUCUUGUUCCAGAUGAUCUUGACUCCCAUGGAGGCUGUGAUUGGCGCGGCGAUGAACGCUCUAUCUCGGCGUUUUGAGUGGCAAGCGGAUCGAUUUGCGUGUGAGCUUUCUCAACGGCUUAAAGAACCGAGCAUGGAGAAUAUGGGUGCACGGCUUGGACGCGCCCUCACAACGCUCCAUGUUAAGAAUCUGUCAACCAUCUGGGUCGAUUGGUUGUACUCUGCUUACCAUCACUCUCACCCGACUCUAUUGGAACGGCUACGUGCUAUAAACGCCUUUCAGGCGACAAAACUUAAUGGUGCAAGCGUGGCAGUGAAGAAAGAACUCUAGAACUCAUAUCUUCCCACCGAUCCUUCUGGCCCGUAAUUACACAUUCAUGUAGAGAGUAUCAACAUGGCUAUAUCAAACA